GUCGUCGCGAAACCAACGAAAAGGCGUCGCUUCUCUUCGCCAUUUGUCUCGUCGUAAAGAUGGCGGACUUGUACUUGUUCCUCGCCGAUGAGGGCAUGUGCGAGGAAGAAAAAUCUCGGGUGUUUCGCCAGCAUCGUGAUGCUUUCGGUGCACUGAGUGAGGAACAAUUUAUUACGAAGUUCCGCCUUUGCAAAGACGCCGUGAGAGAGGUCUGCGAUGCUGUUGCAGGAGAUCUGCAGAAAACACAACGUUGGCGCAGCACUACACUCACGGUUCAACAAAGGGUGCUGAUGGCGCUACGCUUCUAUGCCACUGGUGCGUUUCUGGGGAUCAUUGCGGAGGAGGAAGAAUUCCUCACAACCAAACGUCCUGUGUCGGAGGCAGUCCAUGCAGUGAGCUCGGCAAUAAUCCGGAACCUUGCCCCGCGGUACCUCAAGUUCCCUGUGGCGCCGGAAGAAAGGCUGAGGAUGAAGCGGGAGUUCCAGGAAAUUGCAGGGUUGCCAGGUUGCCUCGGCGCAGUUGAAGGGACGACAAUCGCAAUCGUUACUCCAAGUACUAUGGACCCUCGUUUUGUGGACAGCAGUUAUAACUGUCGGAAGGGGUAUUACGCAAUCAACGUGCUAGGGGUUUCUGACGCCACUCGGCGGAUCCUCUACCUCAGCGCUUGCUACCCAGGGAGUUGCCCUGACUCCUCCAUAUGGAGCAUGUGCGACCUUCGUCAUCGGGCUCCACAAAUGUUUGGUGAUGAGGAAUGGCUUUUAGGGGGCUCUGACUACCCUCUUGAGCCUUGGCUGAUGACCCCUGUCCACAACCCCACAACACAGAAGGAAGAGUCCUACAACGAUGCCCACAGGAAGACGAGGGCCUGCACUGAGCAGUGUUUUGGUCUCCUGAAGAAGAGGUUCAGAUGCCUCCAGUGCUGCAGGUCUCUGCACUUCUCGCCAGACCGGUCAUCGAACAUCAUAACAGCAUGUGCCAUCUUACACAACAUGUGCCUUAAAUACAGUAUCCCCGAUCCAUCAGGUGAGGUGCAGGGGGAAGAUAAUCGUGAAGGCAGCGAUGAAGAAGACUUUGACGAAGACUUCCUUGAUGAACCGGAGGAAGCAUCUAUAAUAGCCAGAGCAUUGUGCAAGAGGAGUCAAAUAAUAAGCCAGUGUUUUUGAUGGGCAACUCAUGGAUCUACUGUCACAAGAUCACCCAUAUAUACGAACUUCGGAGGAGCCGCAGCGACAUACUCUAAUAGCGAAUGCAAGCCUGGACACUGUGUUACAUGGUCACUGGAAAGAACAAACAAAAAUAAUUUGUUGUUGCACUUUCCAUUGAGUGCUUUUUUGUAUCUGCGCUAAUGCGAUUAAUGCGCGUCUUCUAUGCGCGGUCUGCUACACAACUUCGGUGAAGUACGUAGCGAUCGUCAUGUCACGUGGACAAGGAUACAGACGUACUUUUACGCAAGCGGGAAAAGCUAGUGCGGAGUAUGCAGUUCCGUACAGACAUUGCAGUGCCUUCUUCAUAGUUCUUCUGUGUGUGGUAGGUCAGGAAACAGUUUUAGAUGCUUGCAGCACGUUGACGGAAAGGAUGAAGAACGGUGUCACACCAAUUUGCAUUCCUCAGGGGACAUCAAUGGGUGCAUUAAAUAGGCACCCCGGGGUGUGAGUGUUUCAGACUCCACCCACUUAAUACGACACCCAGGAGUGUGAGACUCUGAGCCACUUUUCAUGCUCCAGUUUCAUUUCGGUGCAUGGAAACAGACGACAAGAGCCCGGGUGCUUAAGAUUUUCCAUGACGCACUCCCUGUUGAGCGCCGGCAGGACGACCAUCGAAGUGUGCGCUCGGAAGCAAAAUGGGGACUUACUAUAUGUUACCCAAUGCUCCGAUUCCAGUAAACUGUAAUAUUUUUAGAACCGUUAUCAUGCUUUUUUGUAAAGAAGGAAGUCACUGAAAAGGUUAACCAGCUGUAGGACUCGAACCCAGAUCUUCUGGAUUGCCAGCCCAGGGCUCUACCGAUUGAGCUAAGCUAACACACCUCUCCAAUGACUUCCAAGGGUGCGUCAUUUGAGGGGGCAAUCCACAUCCACUCACUCACUGCAAACCAGAAGAUGUGGGUUUGAGCCCUACAGCUGGCUAACCUUUUCAGUGGCUUCCUUCUUCGUUUUUGUUCUUAGGCACUGGAGGGUUUGUGUAUUGUGUUUAUUAGUGGACAACUUCCAUACGGAUAUGGGCGGUUAUUCACGGGAAAUGCAGUGCUUUAGUACAGUCAUCUUCACAGCAAGCAGCUCCUAUGGAGACUGUUGCAAAUUCCUAUCUUUUCCAUUUCAUUUGCUGUUACGAGGAAAAGUCUUCACAACCGCCGUCGUCUCCUCCAAUGUUGUUGUAGGUUCGAACUAAGCCAAAGUGCCAUCUGUCUCUGCAUUGCAUUAGGAGACAACAGGAAGCAGCAUCCAUCAGCGAGCAGUGCAACACUCCAAAGUUGCUUUUCGCUGUUUAGUGGCCGCUCCUGGUGUCUCAUACUCCAGGUUUGAGUGUGCCAAAUAUGGGGCACCUACUGCACCCAUGGAGUGUGUACUCUGUGUGAGAACAAAAUCUGGAAAGCUGUUGCUAAAUAUUGAUUCAGCAUUAUCUUCGCUCUCUCAGUAGCUGAAUUUCUUUUAACUCUGCAGAAGAAUUCUAGUGUUGCUAUCAAAUUACAUAAUUAGAUACGGCUAAUACUUACGAAAAGUUGCGUUGAAAUUCCGCAGAACCAUCAUUUUGUGAAUACCAAGUGAGACUAAAAGCUGAAUUGAUAUUAAUAUUUACUAUGGCUAUUAAAAGGUUCUUAUAGCUCAGGGAAUUGCAUAUCGUGUGUGGAGUGCCUCUUCGGCAAUGUAUGCUAGUUGAAAUAAUUUGUUCUUCCCAGAACCACUUUAGGUGAGGUUUGUUAGGCACAGACCUGUACCAUUAAUGCUCAAAGAUGCAUUAAAAAAUAAAGUCAA
Messenger RNA from Ornithodoros turicata, 2969 nucleotides. Its product is annotated as putative nuclease HARBI1. The record is from RefSeq and is a predicted model, not a curated record. Bases 60 to 1163 code for a protein of 367 amino acids. The transcript is spliced from 5 exons. NCBI's taxonomy places the organism in Eukaryota, Metazoa, Arthropoda, Arachnida, Ixodida, Argasidae.